GUUCCGGGUCGGGUCGCCCAGGACCGCCGGGACUCCGCGGCGGGGCGGGGGCGCCAGGAGCAGUUCGGCGCUUGCGGCCGCCGCUUGUGGGCCGCGCGGGGAGCCCCGGAUGAGCGGACGGUGUUCCGGCCCCCUCGAGUCCCACUUCCGGAGGUGCCACUUUCACUUUCUCUUCCGCCCAGGCGGCCUUCCUUGGGCUUCUGGAUGACAGGGUCGUCCCGUGAACGCCGAGCGUGGGGCUGAUAUCUGGGUGACGGGACAGUGCGCUUCCCAGAGCCGCGGCCCUCGGGGGGAUGGGCGCAGCCAGGCCGGAUGGACGAGAAGACCAAGAAAGCAGAGGAGAUGGUCCUGAGCCUCACCCGGGCGGUGGUGGGCGGGGAUGAGCAAGCAGCUGUGAAAUGUGCCACCUGGCUGGCACAGCAGCGGGUGUCCCUGAGUGUGUGUCUGAAGCCGGAGGUCCCCCCGACGCGGGACAUCAGGUUGUGUGUGAGCGUGGAGGAUGCCCACAUGCAGACCGUCACCAUCUGGCUCACGGUGCGCCCUGACAUGACGGUGGCCUCUCUCAAGGACAUGGUCUUCUUGGACUAUGGCUUCCCCCCCAGCCUGCAGCAGUGGGUGAUUGGGCAGCGACUGGCCCGAGACCAGGAGACACUGCACUCCCAUGGGGUGCGACGGAAUGGGGACAGUGCCUACCUGUACCUGCUGUCAGCCUGCAACACCUCGCUCAACCCGCGGGAGGUGCAGCGCCAGCGCCAGCUGCGGAUGCUGGAAGAUCUGGGCUUCAAGGACCUCACGCUGCAGCCACGGGGUCCCCUGGAGCCGUCCCCUCCCAAGCCCGGCGUGCCCCAGGACCUUGGAGGGGCAAAGCCCAAUGGAGUGCCUGAGCCCCCACCGGUGGGCUGGCAGUGCCCCGGGUGCACAUUCAUCAACAAGCCCACCCGCCCCGGCUGCGAGAUGUGCUGCUGUUCACGGCCUGAAGCCUACCAGGUGCCUGCCUCGUACCAGCCUGACGAGGAGGAGCGUGCCCGCCUGGCUGGUGAAGAGGAGGCACUACGUCAGUACCAGCAGCGGAAGCAGCAGCAGCAGGAGGGGAACUACCUGCAGCACGUGCAGCUGGAGCAGAGGAGCCUGGUGCUGAAUGCCGAGCCCGCCGAGUGCCCUGUGUGCUACGCGGUGCUGGCACCUGGCGAGGCGGUGGUCCUGCGGGAGUGUCUGCACACCUUCUGCAGGGAGUGUCUGCAGGGCACGAUCCGCAAUAGCCAGGAGGCGGAGGUCUCCUGUCCCUUCAUUGAUGACACCUACUCAUGCCCGGGCAAGCUGCUGGAGAGGGAGAUCCGGGCGCUCCUGUCCCCUGAGGAUUACCAGCGCUUCUUGGACCUGAGCGUUUCCAUCGCAGAAAACCGCAGUGCUUUCAGCUACCACUGCAAGACCCCAGACUGCAAGGGCUGGUGCUUCUUUGAGGAUGAUGUCAAUGAGUUCACCUGCCCUGUGUGUUUCCACGUCAACUGCCUCCUCUGCAAGGCCAUCCACGAGCGCAUGAACUGCAAGGAGUAUCAGGACGACCUGGCACUGCGGGCUCAGAACGACUUGGCUGCCCGGCAGACCACAGAGAUGCUACAGGUGAUGCUGCAGCAGGGUGAGGCCAUGCACUGCCCGCGCUGCCGGAUCGUGGUGCAGAAGAAGGAUGGCUGUGACUGGAUCCGCUGCACUGUCUGCCACACUGAGAUCUGCUGGGUCACCAAGGGCCCGCGCUGGGGCCCUGGGGGCCCAGGGGACACCAGUGGGGGCUGCCGCUGUCGAGUGAAUGGAAUUCCUUGCCACCCAAGCUGUCAAAACUGCCACUGAGCUGAAGAUGGCUGGGUCCCCACACAGACCCUCAUUCAUAGGCAGGAAUAGGCAGGGCUGGGUAUAGGGCACUGGCUGUGGUUUUUGGCUUAUGUGACAUCCCUGUGAUUGGCUGAGGCUAGGUGUCCUGCCCUGUGCAGCUGCUGCCUGUGCCUUUCCAGGGGCUGCUGGCCAGACCUUCCUUCUUUGUGGCUCUGACCUCUGUCAGACUCCACCCUUAAACACAGCCCUGGCCAGGGCCAUGCUGGCCCGAGCCUCUGCUGGUACCUGAGCCUCACCACUCCCCCAGCUGGC
Molecule: messenger RNA, 2139 nt
Organism: Octodon degus (degu)
Lineage: Eukaryota; Metazoa; Chordata; Mammalia; Rodentia; Octodontidae
Gene: Rbck1
Product: RANBP2-type and C3HC4-type zinc finger containing 1
Exons: 13
Coding region: 313-1845 (510 amino acids)
Biological process (GO): protein linear polyubiquitination; positive regulation of canonical NF-kappaB signal transduction; proteasome-mediated ubiquitin-dependent protein catabolic process
Cellular component (GO): LUBAC complex
Molecular function (GO): ubiquitin binding; ubiquitin-protein transferase activity
Source: RefSeq, a predicted model, not a curated record